GUUACUUACCAGCAAAGAAAACCUGUUCCAAGUACUGCUUUUUUAGCACCAACGGUGGACGUGGUUAUUGAAGGCGACGAGGGGGAGCUUACGACCAUACAAUGGAAGAGAACGGACAUGAAAACUCCGUGCUUCGAGAGGUCGAAGAGAAAGCCAGAAGUAUUAUCCGGCUAUGUCCUCUCCAACACUGUUACUUGCAAGUUGGACCCUUUGCAAAAGGCGAUAGUUGAAUUCUCACUUGGUACGAGAGAUGAGAACGAUUCUACGGAAUUUGUGGAGACUGUGAAGUGCAAGGUGUGCCGGUUUCAUUUGCUGAGUUUGAAACGUACUGUAUGGCUGAAUCGUGUCAUUGUUGAGGCAUUUGGAUACUACCUCAACGACCUGAAGUUCACGAAGAAUGGGAAGCUGACAAAAUGCAUCUUCCCUAUGGUUUUUGCUGACAAGGCAACUGCUAAUUUUAAGAGUGGGGCAACAAUAACUGCAAGUCUCCGGAUGAGGCAUUUGCCACACUUGAUCGAGAUCCAGUAUUUGAAACUGCUGACUUUAAAGGAUUCAAUUAUGUGA
This is a messenger RNA of Linum tenue, 564 nucleotides long. The record is from the annotation of a GenBank genome assembly. NCBI's taxonomy places the organism in Eukaryota, Viridiplantae, Streptophyta, Magnoliopsida, Malpighiales, Linaceae.